CUCUUUCCACAAAAUCUGCUGCUGGCUGUGUUCUCUAUGGAGCUUUGUUCUUAGCUGUUCUCUGACAAAGGGCUUGUUCUGUGCGGCACAUCUCGUCCUCUUUGUUCAGUCUCUGGCUUCAAGCACUGAAUCACAAAUAUUCUCCAGCUGGGAAUCAGACAAGGGCAGAAAUGAAGAACCCAGAAGCUCAACAGGAUGUUUCAGUUUCCCAGGGAAUUCGCAUGAUGUUUUACAUGAUGAAGCCCAAUGAAACAUCAUUCCAAACCCUAGAAGAAGUGCCUGAUUAUGUUAAAAAGGCAACCCCAUUUUUCAUUUCCUUGAUGCUGCUUGAACUAGUUGUCAGCUGGAUCCGCAAAGGGAAGCCACCAGGUCAUUUAGAUGAUGCAUUAACAUCAAUAUCAGCUGGUGUUCUGUCUCAGCUUCCAAGAUUACUUUCCAGAAGCAUUGAGCUGACCAGCUACAUUUAUGUCUGGCAGAACUAUAGGCUUAUCGUUUUGCCUUGGGAUUCUCCAUGGACUUGGUAUUUAACUUUUCUAGGAGUUGACCUUGGCUACUACUGGUUCCAUCGCCUGGCCCAUGAGGUUAAUAUUAUGUGGGCUGCACACCAAACACACCACAGUUCUGAAGAUUAUAAUUUAUCCACAGCACUGAGACAGUCUGUCUUCCAAAUAUAUACUUCCUGGAUAUUUUACUGCCCCUUGGCCCUCUUCAUUCCACCUUCAGUAUAUGCUGUGCAUCUUCAGUUCAAUCUGCUCUAUCAAUUUUGGAUUCACACACAGCUCAUUGAUAACCUUGGUCCUUUGGAACUGAUUCUGAAUACUCCUAGCCAUCAUAGAGUUCAUCAUGGUAGAAACCGCUAUUGCAUAGACAAAAAUUAUGGUGGCACUCUUAUUAUAUGGGAUAGGAUUUUUGGGACAUUCAAGGCAGAGAAUGAAAAAGUUGUCUAUGGUCUAACACAUCCUAUUAAUACAUUUGAACCAUUCAAGGUUCAGUUCCACCAUUUAAUUUACAUAUGGACUAAAUUCUGGGCCACACCUGGGUGUUUCAAUAAGCUUUCUGUCAUAUUUAAGGGACCAGGAUGGGGUCCAGGUAAACCAAGACUUGGAUUAAGUGAAGAAAUUCCGGAGGUCACAGGGAAUGAAGUUCCCUUUUCAUCUCCAGUGUCUCAGGUAUUGAAGAUCUAUACAGUUGUACAGUUUUCUCUGAUGCUAGCAUUUUAUGAAGAGACUUUUGCAGAUAAAACUGUUCUGUCACAGUUUAAACUCCUUUUGAGGAUUUGUUUCAUUAUCCUGACUUUAACUUCUAUUGGGUUUCUUCUGGAUGAGAGAUCUAAGGGAGCUAUUCUGGAAACAUUUCGCUGCUCACUGUUUCUAAUGCUGUCUAGAUUUGGUCACCUGAAGCCAUUCCUUCCUUCCUUCUCAUUUUCCUUGGAGAUUUUUUUUUCCAUCUGCAUUGCUUUCUGGGGAAUGAAAACCAUGAAGUUACUUGUCUCUAAACAUUGGAGAUAGCUUAUUUACACAUAAUUCUGCUGUUUUAUUCAUCUAUACACAACUACAAUCUAUUAUUGCUGCCUAAGGAACCAUUAUGUCUUGUAAAAUGAUUACAUGAACUGCUUUUAAAAUUAAAGGUAUUUACAUGCAUUUGUUUGUUUCUAUAUUCAGUUUGUCUAUUAAAAUUAAAGUCAACUAUGCCUAAAGUUUUUAAUUUAUUUUUAUUUGUUAAGACUGGAGGAAAAUAUGGUUUCAAAUAUAAUCAUAUAUCUUUCCACUGCUAACAUCUAAGUCAGUGAGAAUAAGAAGAGGAAGGAAGAAAACUUAGAAAUGGUGAAAAUAAUGAUUUUACUUGUGAUGAGUUGACAACAUUUCCCAUGCUGUUUGACAGGAUUGUGCUUAAAUAUACAGUUGUCAUCAUAAAAAAAUUGCCUUGUCUGUCAAAGACUACAUUUAUCUUUGAAAACCACAUCACCUCAGGGACUACAUUACAGAAAAAAAAUUGUUACAAAAUGUACAUGAAUAAUAUUUGUUAUAAUUAUUCAGAAGACUACUUUGUAUCACUUAUGCCUAACAUGCCUAAUAUCUUUGGUAAACUUCUUUUUAGAGGUGGAAAAUUUAAGAGCAUGCAAUUAAUUCUGCUACUUUAAAUUGACAUAAUACUGCUAAUAAAAACUUUUUAAACAAAA
Molecule: messenger RNA, 2179 nt
Organism: Erinaceus europaeus (western European hedgehog)
Lineage: Eukaryota; Metazoa; Chordata; Mammalia; Eulipotyphla; Erinaceidae
Gene: AGMO
Product: alkylglycerol monooxygenase
Exons: 13
Coding region: 171-1508 (445 amino acids)
Biological process (GO): lipid biosynthetic process
Cellular component (GO): endoplasmic reticulum
Molecular function (GO): iron ion binding; oxidoreductase activity
Source: RefSeq, a predicted model, not a curated record